AGCAGUAGUGGGAGGGACGACCAGACCUUGUGUGGAGUGUGUGGGAUCUGGUAGUGACGGCGAGGUGGAAUAUCGUCCUGAAUGUUAACGGGAAUGCUAAUAACCAACGCAACGCGGUAUGCAGUCUAACCUUACCGCCUGCCAGACCUUCCGCACACACGAAGUUAAGGACGUUGUUUUUUUAUGCCAGGAGGAAAACAAGGAAUACUCCUCGUCGAGUUGGUGACUAUCAUCCCAGCAGAACUUAACCAGAGUUCCCGGACGGGAACAGGAAAAUGCCAAUCACUCUGUUCUGGACCAGUUGAGACUAGGCCGACCCCAGAAAGUUUGGUUGGACCAGCUCCGAGACUUCUGCCUUCCCAGGGGGCCCCCCGACCACAGACCACCCCCACACCUCCCUCGACGGCCCCUCUACAGUAGCUCUUCUUGCUUCCCUGACACCAUCCACCCCCCUUUUCCCCGUCUCUGGAAAUAACAUCUCCGUCAAGCACUGAGGAGAAAGGAAGACAGUGCGACAGGAAACUAAGCUCUCAAAAACACGUUAACCAUUUCCCUGGCUGGCGUCGGGGAUCGAACCAGGACCUACCCAGCGGCCAGACGUGUUCUCUCCCUGGAGGGCGAAGAGGAGGGUGGGACGGAGGGCAGUGGGCGUUGGGGUCCCCAUGGGCACCAGGAUGUGGCUCUGAGAGCUGUACCCCCCUGUAGCCUCUAUUUGGGGCGUGUCUGGAUGAGAAGCUUGCUCCAGAGCGCUGCAGCAUCAUGGGAAAGGAGCAGGACCUUCUCCAGGCGGUGAAGAGCGGAGACCUGACCUCCACGCAGAAGUUGCUAGCCAAGCUCAAAGCUAACCGUAACAAGUUGCUGGGCUCCACCAAGAGGCUGAAUGUGAACUACCAGGACACUGAUGGGUUCUCUGCGUUGCACCACGCUGCCUUGACAGGAACCUCUGAGCUGCUGUCGGCCCUGUUGGACGCCCAGGCUACUGUUGACAUCAAGGACAGCAAUGGCAUGCGGCCCCUGCACUACGCGGCGUGGCAGGGCAAGGCGGAGGCGGUGCUGCUGCUGCUGCGCUGCGGAGCCUCCGUCAACACGUCCUCCCAGGACGGACAGAUCCCGCUGCACCUCGCCGCCCAGUACGGACACUACGAUGUGUCUGAGAUGUUACUCCAGCAUCAGUCGAACCCUUGUCUGGUGAACAAGUCUAAAAAGACUCCUCUGGACCUGGCCUGUGAGUUUGGUAGAGUCAAGGUGGCCCAGCUGUUGCUGAGCAGCAACAUGGUAGUGGCUCUGCUGGAGGGCGAGAGGAAGGAGCAGUCUGACUCCGCCUUCACCACCCCCCUCCACCUCGCCUCACGCAACGGACACCAGGACAUCAUCCGGCUGCUCCUCAAGGCAGGUAUUGACAUCAACAGGACGACCAAGGCGGGCACGGCGCUGCACGAGGCGUCGCUCUACGGCAAGACGGAGGUGGUCAAACUUCUGCUCGACGCCGGAGUGGACGUCAACAUCCGCAACACGUACAACCAGACAGCACUGGACAUCGUCAACCAGUUCACCACCUCGCACGCCAGCAAGGACAUUAAACAGCUGCUCCGAGAUGCUACAGGUGUUCUACAGGUGAGGGCUCUGAAGGACUACUGGAACCUCCACGAUCCCACCGCACUCAACAUCCGUGCCGGGGAUGUCAUCAUGGUCCUGGAGCAACAUCUGGACGGGCGCUGGAAGGGCCACAUCCACGACGUCCAGCGAGGGACGGACCGCGUGGGCUUCUUCCCCCCCUCCAUAGUGGAGGUCAUCAGCAGAAGAUCUGGGGGUACUCUCUCCCGCCAUGCCUCCCUGCCAGCGCAGCGCCAGCAGCUCCUCCCCCGACCCCCCCUCACCUCCAGCCUGAGCUCCGCCCCCCAGACCGACGACUCCUACACGCUCUAUGCCCCUGUGCAUGUGCACGUCAACGGUCUCCGCGACAACGCAGGUACCCCCGCGAGGCCCCCGUCUACCUGCUCCCUGCAGGACGUCUGGGUGCUCAGGGACCCGUGUGUCGCGGGGGACCGUAACAGUGUAGGGAGCACCGGCAGCGUCGGCAGCAUCCGCAGCGCUGGCAGCGGGCAGAGCACCGAGAGCACCGCCGCCUCCGCGCCCCCCAACGGCCUGCACCACCCCCCCGCGACCCACCACGCCCCCGGGUCCCACCACACCCCCGGGACGCCUGGGACGCCCGACCGCCACGCCACCAAGUCGGCGCCCCAUCCUGGUGAUUCUGGACCCCUUGAGUCUAACCAACAGCCGGACAGACCAACUGCAGGAACGCCACGCAGGCAGCCUGUGAACCACCAGAGGGCGCCAGAGCAGGGCUUCACCCAGCAGUUUGUCCACCCACAGCAGCUCCUGGAGGGCAAGGAUGCGGAGGCGAUCUACCUGUGGCUGAGGGAGUUCCAGUUGGAGCAGUACACGGGGAACUUCAUCAACUCUGGCUACGACGUUCCCACCAUCAGCAGGAUGACUCCCGAGGACCUGACUGCCAUCGGCGUCACCAAGCCAGGCCACCGGAAGAAGAUCUCCAUGGAGAUCGGCAACCUCAACAUCCCUGAUUGGCUGCCGGAGUACAUCCCAGCGGACCUUGGGGAGUGGCUAAGUGCCAUUGCUCUGCCUCAGUACCACAAGAAGCUGGCGGAAAAUGGCUACGACUCCAUCACCAUCGUCCGGGACCUGACCUGGGAGGACCUGCAGGAGAUAGGCAUCACCAAGCUGGGUCACCAGAAGAAGCUGAUGCUGGCGGUGAGGAAGCUGUGCGACGUCCACCGGUCCAGCCUGCAGGCCCAGUCCUCCAGCGCCCAGGGGACCCUGCACCGCCGCAAGACCCCCGGGGCCCUCCACCUGGUGGCCAUCGACCCCCCCGGGGACUGCCCCUCCCCCCACACCCCCUCCAUGCUCAGCUUCCAGGACAGCGAGCUGAGCGCCGAGCUGCAGAGCGCCAUGUGCAGCCGCUACGCCCCCGACGAGCGGCCGGCCCUCAGGGGCCUCUCCCAGAGCCAGGAGAGCAUCGACGCUCGCUCCCGGGGGUCCGGUCGCUCCCAGGAGCCCCCCUCCGCCUCCAUCAGCAACCCCCACUGCCGCUCCCAGGAGAGCCUCGGGGGAGAGGGGGGCUCCAGUCUGGAGGGCAGCCCCGUCAGGGAGAGGAACGUCCCGGAGGGCUGGGACCCCCGGCCAAAGCAGGUUCCUCUGGGCACCGCCACGGUCUUCAAGUACCCCCCCGUGCCGCCCAAGCCCUCCUCCCACAGCCCCUCCCCCCACGGCUCCCCGGUCCAGAGGGGCUUCAGCUACCUGCACGCCUCCUGCGGGACCACCCAGUUGGGCUCUCGGUCGCCCGCAAAGCCCCGGGACCCCUCGCUCUCCCUGACCCGGCCCCGGCGGCGCUACGCCCUGUCGGACGGCGAGCCGGACGACGAGGACGAGGACGAGGAGGGGGGGUCCGCGCCCCACCACUCGGGUCACCUGGGCUCCUACGCCACGCUGACCCGCCGGCCCGGACGCAGCCAGCUGGCCCGUUGCCACGGCAGCCCCGAGAAGGAGGGCGGCCCCGUGGGGCGGAGCCAGUCGUUCGCCGUGCGCGCCCGCCGGAAGGGCCCGCCCCCGCCCCCGCCCAAGAGGCUGAGCUCCGUCAGCAGCACCCACAGCAUGGAGGAGGGCGGGGCGGGGGGGGUCGUGACGGACAGCCCCGGCAGCGUGAGGAGCAUCGCCGCCUGCAUGGAGAGCACCUCGUCCUCGUCCUCCUGCUCCUCCUCCUGCUCCUCCUCCCCGGGGAAGAGGAGGCCGGCCCCCCCGGUCCCCAGCCUGGACCCCUUCCGGCGGGAGGACCCCCCGCGGCGGCGGGUCCAGAGCGAGUACCUCCCGGAGCCCGCCCCCGUCGGGGGGGCGGAGCCGGAGCGCGGGGUCAAGUCCGACUCGGAGGAGGAGGAGCCGGGGGCGGGGUCGUCGGGGGGGCGGGGCCAGGACGGCUCCGCCUCCCCGCAGAACAGCUCCAGCGAGUGCCUCCCCUUCGCCGAGGAGGGCAACCUGACCAUCAAGCAGCGGCCCAAGCUGGGGGGGCCGCCGCGGGCUGACGCGGUGCUGGAGCCCCCCGACCUCCCCGAGUUCAACCUGAAGGAGUCGGACACCGUGAAGCGCCGACACAAGCCCAAGGGGGCGGAGGGGGGAGGGGACGGGGGCGGGGAGGGGGGAGGGGAGGGAGGCUCGCCCAACAGGGAGCCCCGAGGGAGCGGACCCUCCCCCCAAAGCCAGGAGGAGGAGGAGGAGGAGGCCUGGAGGAUCUGCGAGACAAGGGUGGAGACCCCCGUCCUCCGACCCCCUCUGUCCCCAAAGCCCCCCGCCACCGCCCCGAAACCCAUCAGACACAGCCUGCUGGCCGCUCAGGCUGCAGCCAGCGCCCCGCCCCCGCUGGGCGUCACCCUCAACGCUGUCCAGAGUGUGGCGUUCACCUCCCCCCCGACACCCAGCCGCGCCUCCCCCAGCACCCCCUACCCCAGCCACGCCUCCCCCAGCACCCUACACCCCAGCCAGCCACCUCCGCCGGGCAAGCUCCAGGUCUGCGUGGCAGGCCCGGGCCCCGGGCCCCUGGUGGUCCAGCAGAGAUUGGACCAGACCAGCUCCUCGCUGGAGGCUGCCCUGCAGGCGGUGGAGAGGAAGCUGACCCAGGAUGACGUCUCGGACGGCGGCGCCAACACGGUGAAGUCUGCCGGGACUAUCCUGGACGACAUCGGCAACAUGUUCGAUGACCUCGCCGACCAACUCGACGCCAUGUUGGACUGAGUCAGGAACCCUCGGGAACCCCUCAGGGGCCACAACUCAUUAUGUCAUCUAGACCCGGCGACUAGAACAAACAAUGCCAUCAAGAUCCUACGAUGUCAUCAGGGCGAGUACUAGAUAUCCAGAUGAUCUCAUGAUGUCUUCCUGUGGCCCCGCGUGCACUGCUGGCGCUCUCCUACCAGACACCCUCGCUGGCAGUUCUGCAUAAUGAACACUAGAGGGCGCACACCAGUUUAAGUUAAAUUUGUAUUUGUCACAGAGUUGUACUAAACACUAUUUCCCUGACAGUUGGACUCUGUCAACACUGGAGAACUGAAUAGAUUAAUAUACCUGACAUUUUUCAUUCUGUCAACACUAGAAGACAGAAUAGCACAAUGUCUCUGGCAGUAGCACUCUGUCAACACUAGAGGACACAAUAUCUCUGGUCGUCGAUGCGUCGGAGUGCCUUGUUGCUGCUCGUUUCUCGUCAACCACGAAGAUGCCGAUAUGGAUGCCUAGACGGCAAUUUAUUUCGGCCACGCCUACGUACAGUAGAUGUAACAUGUUGGCCUGCGUUUAGACUAUCGGUAACCACACAUGUAAAAGAUAUGUGUAAAAGACCAUCUGGUUGUAGGACCGUUAUCAAACCGGCUCACUGUGCCAGAGCAUCCCUCUGCCGAUCUUGAUGACUGUAUGUCACGGGAGGAUGUGUGCCAUAUUUUGAUACUCUGCACAUCUUAAACUUUUAUAGUAGCCUAUUGUCUGUUGCGAAAGAAAUGAAAUAUCCGUUGCAAACAAUGUGAUGUCAUUGAAUUCCAUUGAAUUCCAUGGGAUUCGAUGUUGCAUUAUUAAAAGAGCAAAUCGUUUGAUAUUACUCUAUGUAGGCCUAUGACGCUUUGUAAAACCUGUAAAAGUAUGUUGUUUAUACAAAGGGAAUAUUAACUAAGCUUAGACUGCAUGUUAACUUUAAGUUGAACACCAGAGUUUUAUAUUCUGGUUACAGCUGUAAAACGCUGUAAAAUAUCAAAUUAUAUGCAUACUAUUUUUGGGAACGUAUUCAUUUUAAUGUAGUCUGACUCUAUUAUUUAAAUUAAUCUAAAUAUGUAUAUUUUAUACUAGAGGUAUAAACAGGAGAAAAUUUAUAUUCAACCAAAGUCUCCUAUUUUCUUGUAUUAUCUCUUAUUCCCAAGAACAUGUAAAACUGAAGAUAUUGUGUGUUUAAUAUGUAUAAAUGUAAAAUGAAAUCCUAUGUGUAACCAGAAGAGGUUAAUGUUGACGUUCUUACUUGUAAGGAGUAGUGCUUAACGUAUUACUGCUGUGUGUGCAUAAAGUACUUCCUAUAUGGCAUGCUACAGUGAUACUUGUAUGUUUAUGAAAGGCGAAUGCGGUGUCUCUCCUGCCAACGUUUUGUACUAAAUGACUUCACCAUCUAGA
This is a messenger RNA of Gadus morhua (Atlantic cod), 6213 nucleotides long. RefSeq names its product CASK interacting protein 2 (gene caskin2b). Gene Ontology annotation, molecular function: protein binding. The coding region runs from base 760 to 4803 and encodes 1347 amino acids. Lineage: Eukaryota; Metazoa; Chordata; Actinopteri; Gadiformes; Gadidae. The record is from RefSeq and is a predicted model, not a curated record. The transcript is spliced from 22 exons.